This is a messenger RNA of Lichtheimia ornata, 1233 nucleotides long. RefSeq lists its product as uncharacterized. The transcript has a single exon. Lineage: Eukaryota; Fungi; Mucoromycota; Mucoromycetes; Mucorales; Lichtheimiaceae. The coding region runs from base 1 to 1233 and encodes 410 amino acids. The record is from RefSeq and is a predicted model, not a curated record.
AUGUGGUUUUCCUUGUUCAACUGGAAACUUUCACCGCCUGACAACUCGUAUGAUGCCCUUUUGCAGCAUCCAGAUUUCAAACUCGUUCAUGUCGCUGAUGAUGAGAAACGUUCGAUGACAGUCAUAUACCCAUCCAAAGAUAAACACCAUCUCAACCGACUCGCAACAAAAGAAUGUCAAUUUUAUGCAUUGUCACAUUUAUGGGGAGCCGAUGCACAUCAACAUCCAUGGCAUGAGAUUGGGACCUAUAUCCAUGAUCGAGAAGGUCGACCCAUUGAUCCUAUACCGAUGCGACCUGAGAAGCGUGAAACGUUGCUUGCAUUAUUGGAGUCAAAGCCUGAUAGUUAUUGGUGGAUUGAUGUUGUUUGUACAAGGGCUGACAUGCCGCUGGUGAUUAUGGGGAGCAUUUAUCGAUAUUGCGUCUGCUGUUAUGCUAUGGUGGAUUGUUUGCCUGCUGCCAUGGAAACCAUUUCUGGAGAAAAGCUUGUGCGGAUGUGCCGAGAUUUCCAUUACCAGGAUCCAUGUUGUCGGUUAACGAUAAAGUGGUCCAAGCAUGUACAAGCACUUGACGAAUUUCUCGAUUGUCAGUGGUGGCAACGUGUGUGGACAUGGCAAGAGAUGGCACUUCAAAAGGGCGUAAUCAUGAUAUCGGAGCGGAGUGGUAAACGGUGGAUGGAUACUUGCAUUGAAGCCGUUCAGCUGGUUCAUUUGUACAAGAUGCGCGCUUACUAUUAUCGUCGUACACACCAAGAUGUUGAAUUGGAGGCACCCGGUAUGCCACUUGUGGAUACACAGCUGAUGGAAUCAUCGCUGAAUAAGAUAUCCAGACAAUGCGCUGAGCUCUUUCGACCAAGAAACUUUGCCGAUCUUACCGUGGAUGGAUACGCAUUGUCAUCACCUUAUGCAUUCUUCAAGCUCAUUGAAAGCCUUGGCAACUCACCACGAACGUGCAUGGACCCUGUGGAUUACGUUUAUGGAGUAUUGGGGUUUCUACUAUGGGACAUUCCCAGAAUGAAACAUCCUGAUGAAGUAUGGCAAGCGUUUCUCUCUCAGCUUGAAGACUAUAUUACACGCUCCCUGGAGGAAUCACAUUAUAUGGGAGGAGGGAUCGUAUCAAUUGAGAUAUCACAAAAAGCAAGGACGUUUGAUUUGGCCAUGGCUAGAAACAUGAAGGAUGUAUAUAAAGGUUUAUUACAAGUGAGAGCCAAAGAUGGAUACUUGUUUAUAAUAUAG